Molecule: messenger RNA, 462 nt
Organism: Haliotis rufescens (red abalone)
Lineage: Eukaryota; Metazoa; Mollusca; Gastropoda; Lepetellida; Haliotidae
Exons: 2
Coding region: 93-407 (104 amino acids)
Source: RefSeq, a predicted model, not a curated record
UAACGACCCGUGCUGACCUUUUCGAGGUUGCAUGAUUUUAAAACACAUUCCGACUGUCAUUCUCCCGAUCUGGAUUUUCUUUAUUUCUGUUUAUGCAGUUUGAAAUGUUUAGAAAGAGACUAUUUGAUGGAUUCAACUCAGCCAGUGAUGACGUCAGGAAGGCCUACCCACAGGAAGUGGCAGAACAGGCUGUCAAGGACAAAUACAUCUCUGUGAAACACUCACCUAAGUCAUGUGACAUCGUCCUUGACGUCAUGGAACGUCAGUUGAUAGAGGUCAAGGUCAGCCCGAGAUAUCUAAUCGGGGGAACGACUUCAAUGGUUGACCUCCGUGUGGUUUACAUAUUUCUGAAAUCGUUUCUGCCGGACCAGGUGAUGGAUUACCUGCUGGAGAAAAUACCAGUUUGAGAUUUGGAAUAGCGUCGUUUAUUCGUAUUAUUUAGCACUGAAUACAUGUGUUGUU